This is a messenger RNA of Nyctereutes procyonoides (raccoon dog), 471 nucleotides long. It is a transcript of the gene GAPT, whose product is annotated as GRB2 binding adaptor protein, transmembrane. Gene Ontology annotation, cellular component: membrane. The transcript has a single exon. The record is from RefSeq and is a predicted model, not a curated record. Bases 1 to 471 code for a protein of 156 amino acids. NCBI's taxonomy places the organism in Eukaryota, Metazoa, Chordata, Mammalia, Carnivora, Canidae.
AUGUUGAAAAGCUGUGGAAACACAUCAGUGGCCACUUCUAUAGGAAUUUCCCUUCUUUUCCUGUUGUUGAUCUGUGGAAUUGGGUGUAUUUGGCGCUGGAAGCACCGUGACCUGGUACAAUUUACCUUACCAAGGUUCUUGCAAAGGAGGAGCAGCAGGAAAAAAAGCUAUACUAAAACACUCUCAAGUCCCCUUGCUGUCAGCUCAAGACAUAAAAUCUCAGUUCAGACCCAAGACUACAAAUCUUCUGGGAGAGGGACUAACUCACAUGACAACUAUGAGAAUGUGGAAAGUGGUGCUCCCAAAGCUAAGGAAGAAACCGAUAACGAACUAUAUGAGAACACUCGGCCGACCAGUUUCGAGGAGCACAUCUAUGGAAAUGAGAUGCUGUUUCAAUAUUGUAACUUCCAGAAGCCUAGUACUCCCGAAGUCCCUCAAGAUGAAGACAUAUAUAUUCUUCCAGAUUCAUAA